UUUUUCUUGUUUUUUUGUAGGGUGACACGUGAAACUUUGUGGAGGAGCUGGUUGGUAUGUUUGCUGUGUGCUGCUGGACGACGCUCCGUUAACUCUGUGGACAACCUAUAACUGGUGGACGGACCAGUGCUGCUGCUGCUGCCUAUUUUUAGAAGAGUGUGUCUGUAAUGUAAUGGGGGAAAACGAAGAGGCUUGAAGAAGAAAACGUGCAGAGGAAAAGCUCUCAAACUGCGCCGCAAUGAAUUGGAAUUAAAAAAAAAAAAAAAAAAAAAAGUUAAAAGUUCAACUUUGCUUUUGCUUCCAGCUCGACUUCUUAACUUUUUGAUUUAAAAACGCAGUGGGCCACUGCGAGAGAAGUAGCUGCGCAGCGCCAUGGCUGCCCAGUGCGACACUUUGAGCGGAUACUUGCAGCAGCAGCAGUCGGACCAGGGCUCCAACAGCGAGCGGAGCGCCGACUCUCCUCUACCCGGAUCAGAGGACGACCUGAGCGGACUCCAUCCGCUGCCAGACCCGGAGUGGACGGAGGAGAGGUUUCGGGUGGACCGUAAGAAGUUGGAAAUCAUGUUAUUAGCUGCCUCUGAGGGGAGAGUCAACGGUGGGGAGGAUUUCUUUCAGAAGAUCAUGGAUGAGACCCAAACGCAGAUCGCCUGGCCGUCCAAACUCAAAAUCGGAGCCAAGUCCAAAAAAGAUCCACACAUCAAGGUGUGCGGGAAGAGGGAGAACGUGAGGGAAGCCAAAGACAGAAUAAUGUCCGUGCUUGACACAAAGAGUAACAGGGUAACUCUGAAGAUGGACGUCUCCCACACAGAGCACUCCCACGUUAUUGGCAAAGGCGGCAACAACAUCAAGAGGGUGAUGGAGGAGACGGGUUGCCACAUCCAUUUCCCGGACUCUAACAGGAACAACCAGGCGGAGAAAAGCAACCAGGUGUCCAUCGCAGGGCAGCCAGGAGGGGUGGAGGCAGCUCGAGUAAAAAUAAGGGAGCUGCUCCCUCUCGUGCUGUCGUUCGAGCUUCCCGCCAUCAUGCAGUCGGACCCCAGCUCCCCCACCGUGCAGCACAUCUCGCAAACCUACAGCCUCACAGUCUCCUUCAAGCCCCCGACUCGCCUCUACAGGGCCACCGGCGUGGUUCGCGGCUCACAGAACAACGCCAAUGCCGUCAAGAGGGGUACAGCUCUGCUAUUGGAGCACCUGGCUGGUAGCCUGGCGAGCACCAUCUCCGUCACCACCCACCUGGACAUCGCACCCCAGCACCACCUCUUCAUGAAGGGCCGCAACGGCAGCAACAUCAAGCACAUCACCCAGAGAACGGGAGCCCAGAUCCACUUCCCUGACCCCAACAGCCCCCAAAAGAAAUCCACAGUCUACAUUCAGGGCACCAUUGAAUCGGUCUGCCUUGCACGGCAGUAUCUCAUGGGCUGCUUGCCUCUGGUAUUAAUGUUUGACAUUAAAGAGGACAUUGAGGUGGAGCCCCAGUGUAUCACAGCGCUAAUGGAGCAGCUGGACGUCUUCAUCAGCAUCAAACCAAAGCCAAAACAGCCCAGCAAGUCUGUGAUAGUCAAAAGCGUGGAGAGGAACGCAGUCAACAUGUACGAAGCCCGAAAAUUCCUCCUGGGUCUGGAGAGCAACGGGGUGUCGUCUUCCUCGCCCUCCGUGGCGUUGAAUCCCGCUACCAACAUCCCGUCCCCGUCCCUCAUCUGUCCCGUUGGCCUGGACAUCCUGGCCUCAGCUGGCCUGGGGCUGAGCAAUCUGGGUUUCCUGGGUGCGGCGGCAGCUCACUCCCUCGCCAACUCUGCCGCACCAAACGCCAUCCUCAAUAGCUUAAACUCCUCCAUGAGCCCUCUGCAGACCCCGAGCCCCAGCACCCCCUCACCCUCUCCGUCCCUCUGGUCCAGCGCACUCACUAGCACCCAAGCCUUCUCAUCUCAGCUGAUGCUGCACCCCGCCGCCCAGGCCACAUUGAGUAGUAUCCUGCUGUCAGGUGUCCAAGGUUACACACAGAAUACACCGUCCCCUCCGCCUGGUCUCGCCCCGAUAGACAAGCAGCCCAACGGGGUCCCUGACUGCACUAAGGGCUCCUGCACUCUUAAUGGACAUGUCAAGCAUCCUGGUUCAGUCUAUGGGAGGAUGGCAACUGCGUCACUUGCAGAAACCGUUUUGAGUCCAGCCCCAUGUGACUCGGUCCAGGAGGCCGGCGGACACAAUCCAUCAGAACCGCUGUCCAGCAAGUCCAGCCCAGAUGAAGGCUCUGACACAUUUGUGGAAGUGGGCAUGCCCAGAAGCCCCUCUCACUCAGCCAAUGGGAGUGAGCUGAAACAGAUGCUGGCUUCGUGUAAGACGUCAUCAGGGAAGCGACAGGCCGUGGAGCUACUGCAGGGCACCAAGAACUCCCAUCUACACUCCGACUGUCUUCUCUCGGACGCCGAGUCCAGCUCGUCAGACAGCCCCGUGGCCGAUAAGAGGGCACCAGGCAGCGAGCGGGCGGCUGAGAGGGCGGCACAGCAGAACGAGAGGGAGAGAAUCCGACUGGUACCUGGGUCCACCUUCGCAAACAUCCAGGCAUUUGACUAUGAACAGAAAAAGCUGUUGGCAACCAAAGCUAUGUUAAAGAAACCAGUGGUGACUGAGGUGCGGACACCUACCAACACAUGGAGUGGUCUGGGCUUCUCAAAGUCCAUGCCAGCUGAAACCAUCAAGGAGCUGCGGAGAGCCAAUCAUGUUUCAUACAAGCCCAGCAUGAGCACCACCUACGAGGAUUCCCCGUUGUCUUUGUCUCGAUCCGGCAGCCGGGAAGGCCUCGGGAACGGCAGCGACUCUGAGAACUGGAGAGACAGGAACGGCAACGGCCUGCCGAUUCAUGCCGAGUUCCCCUCCGCUGUCGGCAGCCCAAAGAGGAAGCAGAACAAAUCUGCCGCAGAGCAUUACCUCAGCAGCAGCAACUACAUGGACUGCAUCUCCUCGGUGACCGGCAGCAACGGCUGCAGUCUGAACUCGUCUGUGAAAGGCUCAGACCUGCCAGAGCUGUUCAGCAAGCUGGGUUUGGGGAAGUACACAGACGUCUUCCAGCAACAAGAGAUUGACCUCCAGACAUUCCUGACUCUAACAGACCAGGACCUGAAGGAACUGGGCAUCACCACCUUUGGAGCCCGCAGGAAAAUGCUGCUCGCCAUCUCAGAACUAAACAAGAACCGGAGGAAGCUAUUCGAGCCGCCCAUCAGGUCCUCCUUCCUGGAGGGGGGAGCGAGUGGCCGCCUCUCCCGUCAGUUUCAUGCAGACAUGGCCAGCGUCAGCGGGCGAUGGUAGGCGCCUCCAGACCUCCCAGGCCAUCCCACAACCGUCCAUGAUGGAGACCAGCCUCCAGUGUCACUCUGUGCCUCAGCAGCCCAGGUUUCAGAGGUUGUUUACCCUUGUUCAGCUUCAGCUGAAUUAAGACUGUUCAAAAUGUCGUCGUUGCCAUAUAGUAUAAAUAUAUAUAUUAAAAAAAGCCAUAGUUUUACCUGAAGUGCCAACUAGAAAAAAAGGGAUUUUCUCAGAUACAUGAGGUUCAAGUGUUCACUCCUUAUAUGGCCAUUGAGUCUGUCUGGAGCAUUUAUAUAUGAAGGUUUGUUGUUCUGGUUCUGAUGAAGGGUACUGUCCAGUAUUUCUGUCCACUUUUCGUUCAAGGGAACAGGCAGAAUGAUUAGUACAAUCAUUUUACACAUUGAUACUACCUGCAUUCAUAUAAUGCCGUAGUGUCAGUGACAUGCACUUUAAUAAUACUAGACUUUUGCCUGUGAGAGCCUAAUUCCUUAGAUUGAAAUAAUAACUAUGCAUUUAUUUUUUAUUGACUAAAAGCACAGAUGCAUUUUGUACCAAACCAAAUGGAAGCACUUACCAGUGAGUUUAGGGCGCCGCCAAAUGAAGUGCAAAAUAUGUCAGCAUACCAAAGUGGUGACUCAAUAAUCAACUUUAACACGUGUAUAUAUACCAAAGGAAAGUAUCAUUGUGGCCUUUGACCUUUGGCUGCCUUAAGUGUUUUGAUUGGUGGACAUUCCUCCGAGGUCAGUGUUUGUGUCCAACCGCAGUCUGUUUGUAUUUUCUAGACAAAAAAAAAAAAUCAAAUAUUUUGUACUCAUUAUGCAUUAUGAUUUUAUUUUUAGUUUUUAUUACCAUUUUAGGGGAAUGGGUGGGAUGUUUAACGGUAAUCAGUUUACAUUUGUAUUUUUUAUACAUUCAUGAAUGAGUUUCUAUGAUGUUGUUAUUAGUAUCUUUUACCUUUUAUUUCCUGCCUUUUUAAUCUGUGGAGCCGUAAUAUGGCUGUGCCAUAAGACAGCAGCAGAGACAUGAGGCAGUACGGCUCAGCUUUAAAGGCCUCUCUCUGAUUGUGUCAACAGGCAUCUUUCUGUGGUUCUCCUUCUCUGUUUGUUUAUUGUACGUGGUCUUUUGUCUCAUCUGUUAUUUGUCAGUGUUGGCCUCCCCGCGGCCCCGUCUGUGUGCCGAAUAUCUCACAAAGCACUCCUCCAUGUAUCCGGACCACGAGUUGCUAUGCUAUGUGCCCUUCUUUGUCCUCCCAUUCACUGGCUGUUCCGUUCAGAGCAAGGAAGCACCUAACAGAGCAAGGCCAUGCCUUUUUUUUGUAGCGAAAAGUGCCAAUGUACAUAACUAGUUUUUCAGCAGGGAGAUAUUUCGUUAAGAACACUAAUAUUUUGGUCUCCAGAAAGGAGGCGCAUCACACAAAGAAGCAGUAUAUU
Messenger RNA from Sebastes umbrosus (honeycomb rockfish), 4730 nucleotides. RefSeq names its product protein bicaudal C homolog 1-like. Gene Ontology annotation, cellular component: cytoplasm. NCBI's taxonomy places the organism in Eukaryota, Metazoa, Chordata, Actinopteri, Perciformes, Sebastidae. The record is from RefSeq and is a predicted model, not a curated record. The transcript is spliced from 21 exons. Bases 373 to 3303 code for a protein of 976 amino acids. Gene Ontology annotation, molecular function: RNA binding; protein binding.